This is a messenger RNA of Lucilia sericata (common green bottle fly), 1579 nucleotides long. RefSeq names its product zinc finger protein 624-like. NCBI's taxonomy places the organism in Eukaryota, Metazoa, Arthropoda, Insecta, Diptera, Calliphoridae. The record is from RefSeq and is a predicted model, not a curated record. Gene Ontology annotation, cellular component: nucleus. Gene Ontology annotation, molecular function: zinc ion binding.
AAGUUUUUUUUGCUUCACUUCGAAGUUUAACAUCAAUUAAAAUAAUGUUUUAGUUAAUUAAUCACGAUAAAUAAAUACAAAUCAAUGGCCUGAAGGUGGACAAUAUAAAUAUGACGGAGUUAUUUAACUAUUGUCGCAUUUGUUUACAAACAAAAUCCAGCAAUACUUCUCUGUAUUUGCAUGUCCAGCAGAAGUAUUUGCCCAGUGUCAUAGAAAAUAUUUGUGGCGUAGUGAUCUCAUCUUUUGAUGAACCACAGGCUUUAAUAUGUCGCGAUUGUGCUGAGGCCAUUAUACGGGCCGACAAUAUCAUACAAAAAUGCCAGGAAUCACAUAAAUUGCUAGCAAACCAAAGAAAACAAUUGUUGCUAGAAGACAAGAAAACUGCUAAAAGUGAUGAACAGCAAAAUGAGGAAUGGCUGUUGGCGGCAGAGUGUAAAAAGGAAAUAGAUUUAAGUGAACCAACAGAGGAGUCGGAAAACUUUUCACAACAUUACUUUGUAGAACCUGAAAUGCUGGUAGAAUCUAUAUUGGAAACUACUCUGCCGGAUUCACCCAGAACGAAGGCAAAAAGUAAAAUUUCCAGCAAUGUAAAUAAAACGGAGUGUAAAGAAAAAAAGGUACGUAAAAAAAGAUCACGUUUAAAACCAAGCGAACCAUUGGAAGAACAAGAGCUGUUAAUUCCCGAAGAAGAAAAUCCUGCCGCUUUAUUAUACCAAAGUCAUUUUAAAACCUCCAGACCUAAGAAAACCUUUGUGCGAAGUCGUGAACAAUAUUUAAAACGCAAAAUACGCAAUUAUCCCGUAAAAGAACCGCUCAAACUCAUAGGCGGCGCUGGAGUAGUACGCAAACGUAAACCCAAGUCCUAUCACCGAGCCAUACCAAAUUUCUAUUUCCGCUGUGAGCUGUGCCAUGAAUUUGAAUCGAAUGUUGCCUCUUAUGCCGUAACCCAUCUCACUACGGUGCAUGGUAUUGAAAGGCCGGCAAUUUUUCGCUGUUCCCAAUGUGAUGCCAAACCCUUCAUCAAGAAUCAAUCGCUGCAGGAACACAUAGCCACUAUUCACGAACAACAGCCCAAGAAACGUGAUUUCGUGUGUCAAGAAUGCGGUAAGACUUUCAUUAAAAAUUGUCAUUUACAAAAACAUUUACUGUCCGUACACAAAAUGGGCGAAAUGCCCUAUAAAUGUAAUAUACCACAAUGUGGUAAAGGCUACGUAGAUGCCUAUGCCUUACGUAUGCACAUGAAACAAACACAUCAUAUUGAUGACGAGCAAGAAAUUGAAUCACUAACUACUCUAUAUCAAUGCGAUGCCUGUGGUAAAUCAUUUAUGGAUUUACAAAGUUUAAAUGUUCAUAUAAAAACGGCACAUAGUCUAGAGGGUUUUAGUUGUUUACAAUGUGGUUACAAUUUUCGUCAGAAAGCUCGUUAUGAGGCUCAUGUGCGUAGGGCUAAAUGUAAACCGCCCUGUUUUGUGUGUCGUCACUGUGAGAGGACAUUUGUUAAACUUGUUCAGCUGGAAGAACAUCAAAGAGAAAUGCAUUAGAAAUGCAUGAAAAAUUAUUUAUUUAUUUGUUAUUUAUU